Messenger RNA from Aureobasidium namibiae CBS 147.97, 1245 nucleotides. RefSeq names its product Pkinase-domain-containing protein. The record is from RefSeq and is a predicted model, not a curated record. Lineage: Eukaryota; Fungi; Ascomycota; Dothideomycetes; Dothideales; Saccotheciaceae. The transcript has 2 exons. Gene Ontology annotation, molecular function: protein serine/threonine kinase activity; ATP binding. Bases 1 to 1245 code for a protein of 414 amino acids. Gene Ontology annotation, biological process: intracellular monoatomic cation homeostasis; protein phosphorylation; intracellular signal transduction.
AUGCCGCCUAAGCCCUUGAGACCAGCAAAUCCUUCUAGACAAUCAUCACAAACCGACAAAGCCAGGCUGGCUGGAACCGUCUCCAGAAGCGGCAGCGACGCGAAGAAGGACAAGAAGGAGGGCGAAGUCGCAUCCGCUCAACAUCGUCGUUUCUGGAUCGACGAAGACGGCUCUCAUCACCAUCAACUCAAAAGUGCUCGAAGACAGGAGAAGUUGACUGACAUGGUUCGCGACUUCCUUGGAGGCAAGAAGAAGGAGCACCACGAAGAGCAGCCUUUGUCUCUCAUGGCCAGUUGGGUGGACCAAAUCAAAAACGAAAAGAACAGGGUCGCUUCGGACCAGAAGAACGGCCCUGCCGGUACCGCAACGCUUGUUCAAAAAUAUGGCAAGUGUCAGGAGAUCGUCGGCCGUGGUGCUUUCGGUAUCGUCAGGAUAGCGCACAAGGUGGAUCCGAAUGACUCGAAGCACGAGCAACUCUAUGCCGUCAAGGAGUUCCGCCGAAGACCACAGGAAGACUCAAAGAAGUACAGCAAACGCCUUAACUCGGAGUUUUGCAUCUCAUCGUCUUUGAGACAUCCCAACGUCAUCCAUACCCUCGACUUGCUUACCGACGCAAAGGGUGAUUACUGUGAAGUCAUGGAAUUCUGCGCUGGUGGAGAUCUUUACUCGUUGGUCCUCGCUGCGGGCAAACUAGAAGUCGUCGAGGCGGAUUGUUAUUUCCUGCAGCUCAUGCGUGGUGUUGAAUACAUCCAUGAGAUGGGAGUCGCACAUCGCGAUCUGAAACCCGAAAAUUUGUUGCUCACGACACACGGCGCCCUCAAGAUUACAGAUUUCGGCAAUGGCGAAUGCUUUCGCAUGGCUUGGGAGACAGAACCGCACAUGACAGCAGGUCUUUGUGGUAGCGCGCCAUACAUCGCACCAGAAGAAUAUACUGACAAGGAGUUCGAUCCUCGUGCAGUAGAUGUCUGGGCAUGUGGUGUCAUCUACAUGGCCAUGAGAACCGGCAGACAUCUAUGGCGUGUAGCCAACAAGGACGAAGAUGAGUUCUAUGACAAUUACGUCCAAGGCCGCAAGAGCGACGCUGGCUAUGGACCGAUCGAGUCAUUGCAUAGAGCGCGAUGCAGAAAUGUCAUCUACUCGAUAUUGGAUCCCAAUGCCAGCAGACGCAUCAGCGCACACCAAGUACUGAACUCUGAGUGGGGUAAGGGCAUCAAAGUGUGCCAGGCCGGCGAGGAAGGUCUGUAA